GUGAUUUGGAAAAGAAAGAAAAGAAGAGAGCUGCAAAACUUCCCGGUUGAUCUCAUAAUAUUUACUUUUAAUUAUCUAAUUAAUCAGGUUAUCAAAACUGUCAUAGUCGAGAAGGGAGGUUUCAGGUUCGAGAAUCUUGACUGCAGCUGAGAUGAUUUGGAAGAUGUCGUUGUCCCCUUUUGGGAUCAGAUUCUCCUGCGAAAUCACGAUGCGUGUUAGUUACAAAUUGAUAGUAACACAAUUGAUUCCUGUUGGUGAAAAGGGGAUCGUCUGGUGUCUGCUAACUCCUUCAAUUGACUUUCCUCAUUUUCUUCAUACUUUCUACGCUCCUUUAUCAUGAAGUCGAUUCAUACAAUUCAGCUCCUUCAUAUUUGGAAUGCAACAAUAGGCUUAGUUUUGUUUGGUCUUCUUGUCGGGGUAAGCACCGCUAUCAGAUCAUUUAUUGAUAAUGGAGCAUCAGCGGCCGGUUUUGGUAGUUUCGCAACGUUUGCAUACCCAGCAACCUACGUCUAUAUGCUUAUAACUACAGUAUCGUCUGUCCUUUACAGCAUUAUUUUGGCUUCUGAUCUUAGUCCUAAUUAUAAAGCUUGGUUGCCAUCGAAAAUUUUGCGGAGCACUAUAUUUAUCUUUACAGCAGCUGUGUUGCUAGCCGCGCUGCUGCCAGUAUUGCCGGGUGCUGAUGUGAUGGCUGAUGGAUCAGCUAUGGAUUGUUUGUGGACAAAUUAUAUGCAAUGGAAAGUAAUAUUUAAUAAUCCUGUAGCUUUUCCUUGGGUUACUGGCAUGGACAAAGCUUGUACAAUGUUUCGAGUUUCAGAAGUAUUCUGUUGGAUAUUGUCCCUGGGUUGGUUAGCAGAAUCGGUAUUUUAUGUUCGUAGUGCACGCAGUGCGAAAAGCUUUUUGAAAGAAUAAAUCAUGAGAGAAUGAGGAAAAAGUAAGGAUAAUAUUGAGCAAUGACUGAAUGAAUGUAGAACUGUCUUCAUAUCGAGGAUCUUCUCUUCUCAAUUUGCUAUAUAACAGAUAUCAAGCUGUCAUCGCUGCGUUUGAAUGACCUAGAAUGAUCUAUCCAAAUACUAUAAAUUGAAUAAAGAAUAAUGAUACUUAUAGUUUUACGACACACAAUUGUUCUACGUCAUCUAUCUAAUUUGUCUCUCAAUUUAAUACAGAUCUUUCUAGUUUUUCAGGGAUCACAGCUUUGCUUACUUCCUCAUUUGAAAUUCAACCUUAAUCUUUUAAGCGAAGGUGCCCGCACUAGGUAUGUAAUUCGUAGUCCGCUGAAGGCAUAGUAGAAAAUAGCCUAUUCGGGCAACUUAGAACACGGAUAAAAAGAGCCCGUCUACGAACAGGAGCCAAGCGCGGUA
Messenger RNA from Mycotypha africana, 1358 nucleotides. RefSeq lists its product as uncharacterized. The record is from RefSeq and is a predicted model, not a curated record. The transcript is spliced from 2 exons. NCBI's taxonomy places the organism in Eukaryota, Fungi, Mucoromycota, Mucoromycetes, Mucorales, Mycotyphaceae. Bases 337 to 909 code for a protein of 190 amino acids.